This is a messenger RNA of Aspergillus glaucus CBS 516.65, 2024 nucleotides long. RefSeq names its product Gfo/Idh/MocA family protein. NCBI's taxonomy places the organism in Eukaryota, Fungi, Ascomycota, Eurotiomycetes, Eurotiales, Aspergillaceae. The coding region runs from base 235 to 1839 and encodes 534 amino acids. The transcript has a single exon. Gene Ontology annotation, molecular function: nucleotide binding. The record is from RefSeq and is a predicted model, not a curated record.
CAUCUUGAAGCCCCAUCUGUGUUAUUGGCUCAACCAAUCACGGGAGGGGCAUUCUUCAUCUUCCCCAGGUUGGUUGCACUGACAGCUCCAUGACCUGGACACAAGCUCUGUGGAGAUGAAUAGCGUCUCUCUGCCAUUUCUUCCGAGGAUCUUUCAACUCCUUGAUACCCCCGUUUUGUAUCAUCAAGCCAUUCUCUUCACAGACACUCUUAUCCCAUCCCCCGCAUUGCUACAAUGAAAGAACCACAACCCCCCAUAAGUCACCACUCCCCAUCCACAAGCACAAUAUCACCAUCACCAAGACCCGUCCGAUUUAUCGUCCUCGGGGCUGGCUCACGCGGAACCGCCUACGGCCAGGCCGUCACAACUGCAACAACCGGCCACAUCCACGCCGUCGCCGAACUGCACCCUUUCAAACGACGGGAAUUCGGCCGCAACUUUAUCUGGGGUGAUGGGAAACCGCAGGAUGGACAAGAAUUCGAGGAUUGGAGGGGGUGGGUGAAGUGGGAGGUGAAGAGGCGCAACGGCAGUAAUACAGCUGAGGGGGUCGACGGGGUCUUCAUCUGCACUCUGGAUGAUCAGCACAUUGAGAUCCUCCAUGCCGUUUCGCAAUUCAAAGAUCUGCAUAUCCUCUGCGAGAAGCCGUUGGCGCUGUCACUUCAAGAUUGUCUAUCUGUCUACCACUCGCUCAAACCUACUACAGAUGGUGGUGAUAGAAACACCAUCUUCUCUAUCGGCCAUGUUCUACGCUACAGUCCGCAUAAUAUCCUCCUCCGCAAACUGCUUCUCGUCGAUCGGGUGAUUGGGGAUAUUGUCUCUCUUGAACACUGUGAGCCUGUUGGGUGGUGGCACUUCUCGCAUAGUUAUGUCCGCGGGAAUUGGCGACGGGAGACUGCUAAUGGGGACGGGUCGUUGUUGACCAAGUCGUGUCAUGAUAUUGAUUUUAUUCUUUGGUUGCUUUGUUCGCCGCCUGAGACACCUGCUUCUGCGUCGAAGUCGGUAUAUCACCAUCCUCGCACGAUCACGUCCACUGGUAAAUUGACGCAGUUCAACCCCCGUCGCAAACCACGGAAGGCUGGCGCUGCGACGAACUGUCUUUCCUGUCCGGCAGAGCGUGAAUGCAACUACAGCGCCCUCAAGAUCUACCGUGGCAUGCAUCUCUCCCGCGGCGAUAUCGACUGGCCGGUGAACAUCGUCUGUCCAGACAUUGAAGAUACCUACCGUACCUCCGGGUCAGAUGCAGCAGACAAAGCUCUCCUGUCCCGAUUACAACAAGACUACAACAAAGACACAGACAGCGAUGACAAGAUCGCCUCGAAAACAUGGUACGGCCGCUGCGUCUACGAAUCCGACAACAACGUCUGUGAUGACCAAGUUGUCACCAUCGGCUGGGAUGACGAACCCUCUUCAUCAUCAGCCACUCCAAUGAACGCCAAAACAGCACUCUUCCACAUGAUCGCCCCCACCGAAAAACAAUGCCAACGCCGCGGCCGCGUCUACGGCACCAACGGUGAAAUUUCCUACAACAGCCGCACAAUCACCAUCUACGACUUUGCAAUCCAGUCCGAGUCCAUAAUCGAAGUUCCCCGUCAACCGCCAGAGGAGGAAAAGGCACAUGGGGGCGGGGACUAUGGGCUUGCGAGGAGUUUUGUGCAGGCUGUUGAUGCAGUGGUUAAUCAGGGAUGGGAUGUUGGGGAGGCGCAGGCGAGGUUUGUUGGGUGUACGCUUGAAGAGGCAGUUAGGAGUCAUGCGGUUGUUUUUGCGGCUGAGGAGGCGAGGAGGGAGGAGAGGGUUGUGAGGUGGAAGGAGUGGUGGGGGAAGAAACUUGCUUCUGUUUGAGCCUGUGCAAUCUGGAUAACGACCAUGCGAGAUUUAAUGAUGCGAUGAAUUUGAUGAGAAUGUCUUCUACUAAUCAUCAUUUCUAUGAUAUAGCGCACUAAUCAUAUUCAUUGACGGAGAGCAAAACCCUAAACAGAUGACAAUAUGCCUCACAUACAAACUCGGAAGUAGAUAUUCGAACCAAG